Serendipita indica DSM 11827 is the source of this 774-nucleotide messenger RNA. The record is from the annotation of a GenBank genome assembly. NCBI's taxonomy places the organism in Eukaryota, Fungi, Basidiomycota, Agaricomycetes, Sebacinales, Serendipitaceae.
AUGGGCACACAAGACGAAGAACGGAGUCGUAUUACAGUCGCGACGACGCAUAUCGCUACGCUAUACGCUCGAGCGAUUCAUGUAUGGGCAUAUAUCAUACUUGGAGUGUUGUCCAUCCUGCUUCUCAUCUUCACGAUAGCGAGACUUGUAUACACUUUGUCCCCACGUUCGGAUCGUUUCUUGAAUAACGGUCGUCCUUUUUAUGAAACAACCGUUGUCGAACUUGUAGUCUGCGGAUUAUUCACGCUUCCUUUCUCUGGACUCAUGGUCUUCGGGCUGAGAACGCGCUUAAAGGCACCCUUUACGACCGCGUUGUUCGAAGUGAUUAUCCUUGGUCUCCUCUGGUUUCUCUGGAUUGGGGGUGCUGGAUCAGCCACUAGCAUAUGGCCAGAUCUAAAUUUCUGUGUCCAGUACUCUCCAUGCCGCGUUCUACAAGCGAUGAUAGCAUGGGCAUGGCUAGGCUGGAUCGUCAUCACCUUCAUCCUCCUCACCUCGACCUUUUUCGCUCUCCGCGCCGGAAACUGGGGGGUAUCCAUAUUUGAAGCAUGGGAAGUGGAAAGAAGGGUGGACGCCAAGUUUACGCUCGACGUCGAGAGACCUGCAAGGUCUCAGUAUGCGGAUAGUGGGAGUGGUAGCAAGAGGACUGGGCGUUUCACGACGAAUACCUACGAGGCGGAGAGAUGGAGGCGUGCGGUGAAUUGGUUGGAAGCAGAUCGAAAGAGCCCGAGCGAGGAGACGCAUGAGCGGGUAGCGUCCACCUCUCGCGCGGUGUAG